This is a messenger RNA of Pteropus alecto (black flying fox), 3220 nucleotides long. RefSeq names its product poly(ADP-ribose) polymerase family member 10 (gene PARP10). NCBI's taxonomy places the organism in Eukaryota, Metazoa, Chordata, Mammalia, Chiroptera, Pteropodidae. The record is from RefSeq and is a predicted model, not a curated record. Gene Ontology annotation, biological process: negative regulation of gene expression. Gene Ontology annotation, molecular function: transcription corepressor activity; NAD+ poly-ADP-ribosyltransferase activity. The transcript is spliced from 10 exons. The coding region runs from base 159 to 2951 and encodes 930 amino acids. Gene Ontology annotation, cellular component: cytoplasm; nucleus.
GCUGCGGGCCUCGGGUGGGCCCGCCCAGGUGCUGGGGCCGUGUGGAGAGCUGCCCUCGAUGAAGGGGGCACCAGGGAGUACUGCCGCAGGCCUGGAGGGGGCUGCGGGGCACCGGGAGGCUGUUACCCUACGCCCCUGGUCCUGGCCCCAGGGCUGUGAUGGCAGAGGUUGAGGCGGAGGAGGGGGCGGCAGUGGAGCUCGGAGGGCUGUCCCCCAGCGUCACCGACGAGCUGCUGAUGCUAUACUUCGAGAACCGCCGACGCUCUGGGGGGGGCCCCGUGUUGAGCUGGCAGAGACUCGGCCAUGGGGGCGUUCUCACUUUUCAGGAGCCUGCAGACGCUGCGCGGGUUUUGGCCCAGGAGCACACGCUGCAAGGUGCUCGGCUGAGCCUGCGGACGGCCCCGCCACGCGCCCCUGCACGCCUGCUGCUCCAAGGACUGCCCCCCGGCACCACCCCCCAGCGCCUGGAGCAGCACGUCCAGACCCUGUUGUGUGCCACGGGGCACCCAGAGCAGCCCUGCCGCGCCCUGGCCAGCCCCCGACCGGACCGGGCCCUGGUCCAGCUGCCCAAGCCCCUCUCUGAGGCAGAAGUCCGUGCGCUGGAGGAGCAGGCCAGGACCCUGGGCCUGGAGGGGGCCGAAGUGUCCCUGGCGCGGGUGCCACAGGCCCGAGCUGUGCGUGUGGUGGGCGGCCCGUUGGCAGCCGACCUGCUGCUGCUGGAGCUGUACCUGGAGAACGGGCGCCGCAGUGGGGGAGGCCCCCUGGAUGGCCUGCGCCGCCUGCCCGGGGCUGCGGGCACCGUCGUCUGCUUCCGGCAGUGGCAAGCGGCCGAGCAGGUGCUGCAGCGGGAACACUGGCUGCAGGGCUCAGAGCUGAGCCUCAUUCCCCAUUACGAUGUCCUGGAGCCUGAGGGCCUUGCUGAGGACACAAGCGGAAAGGACCACUCGGCAGAGUUGGGGCCUGGAGCCACUGAGCAUGCUCCCCUGGAAACUGCAGGGCCAGGAAGGGCACAGAAGGGUGCAGGGUCUGCGACCUUGGGCUCUGAGGAGGCACCAGGACAAUUAGAAACCUUCCUCAGGACAAGUCCUAUAGGGUCUUUGGGACAGGCUGGGCCAGUCAGCUCAGGGCCCGUGGGGUCACCAGGGCAGGAGGCGCUGGAGAACCUGGGGCCCGUGGGGUCACCGGGGCGGGAGGGGCUGGAGAGCCUGGGGCCCGUGGGGUCACCAGGGCGGGAGGCGCCGGUGGAGACGGUGCUGUUAAUGGAGCCGGGAGCACUGCGCUUCAUACAGCUCUAUCACGAGGACCUUCUGGCUGGCUUGGGAGACGUUGCCCUCUUCCCACUGGAAGGAUCAGAUGUGACUGGCUUUCGGCUCUGCGGAGCCCUGGGCCCCUGCCGGGCAGCUGAGGAGUUUCUGCAGAGUCUGCUAGGCAGCAUUAGCUGUCACGUGCUGAGUCUGAAGCACCCAGGCAGCGCCAGCUUCCUGCUCGGCCCAGAGGGGCAGCACCUUCUCCAGGGGCUAGAGGCUCAGUUCCAGUGUGUCUUUGGGACAGAGCGUCUGGCCAGGGACACCCUGGACACAGACCCUGAAGAGGCGGACCCCACCGAGGCCCUCCAGGCCCUCCCUGGCCAGUCUCAUGCUCUGUGGCCCCCAGAAAGUACAAGCAGUGACCAGGAGAACCUGAGCCUUGAGGAGGUCCGAGAGCUGCUGGCCACGCUGGAGGGCCUGGAUGGGGAGGACCAGCUGCCCGAGGGGCUGGAGGAGGAAGAGCCUGAGGAGCACCCCGAGGAGGAACCUGCCCCCAGUGCUGGGGCUCCUGGGUGGCUGGAGGAGGCUGAGCUGCAGCUGGCCCUCCACCGGUCACUGGAGCCACAGGGCCGGGAGGCUGAGCGGGAGGAGGCCGCCGCGCUGCGGCGAGGUCUGGCCCUCUCCCUGCUGGAGCCAGUCCAGGCGCCGGCCGAGGAAGGGCUGCUGGCUGGUGGCCCGGCCCAGCUGCUGGUGCACAUGGCCUUUGAGCAGGAUCUGGAGGAGCUGGAUCGGGCUCUAGGGGCCGCCUUGGAGGUUCACCUCCGGGAGGAGACAGUGGGACUGCGGGGCCACACGCUGCCCGCAGAGCUGUGUGCCCGCCUGGGACGGCGCCAUGGCGUGAGUGUUGUCCUUCACAGUGAUGGCGCUGUCCUCCGUGGCUUUGGGGCCCAGCCCACCCGUGCGGCCUGCCACUUAGCGGCACUGCUGGCUGGACCCCAGGAUCAGGGUCUGGCCUUCGUCUUGGAGGCUUCGUGCCCCACCCUGCCACCGCAGAGGCUGGAGGGGCCCGCGGGCAGGCUGGAGUGUCUGGCCGAGAGUGACAGGGAAUUCCAGACGGUGGUGCAGGCCUUUUACGACACCUUGGACGCUGCCCACGGCAGGAUCCACAUCGUCCGGGUGGAGCGCGUGUUGCACCCGCUGCUGCAGCAGCAGUAUGAGCUGCACCGGGAGCGCCUGGAGCAACGCUGUGACCGCCGCCCGGCCGAGCACGUCCUGUACCACGGCACGUCAGCGCAGGCUGUUGCAGACAUCUGCACAUACGGCUUCAACCGCAGCUUCUGCGGCCGCAAUGGCACCCUCUACGGGCAGGGCGUGUACUUCGCCAAGCGCGCCUCCCUGUCUGUGCAAGACCGCUAUUCGCCCCCCAACGCUGACGGCCACAAGGCGGUGUUCGUGGCGCGCGUGCUGACCGGCGACUACGGGCAGGGCCACCGCGGGCUGCGGGCGCCCCCUCUGCGGGCCCCGGGCCACGUGCUCCUGCGUUACGACAGCGCCGUGGACUGCCUCCGCCAGCCCAGCAUCUUCGUCAUCUUUCACGACACCCAGGCGCUGCCCACCCACCUCAUCACGUGCGAGCACAUGCCCUGGGCUCCCCCCUCCUCCAGGAACCCCUCUGGGCCCUUGGGCUACUCCCCGGCCAUCUGACCCUAGAGGUCCCUCUCGACCCUGCCGCUGACCUGCUCCCCAGGCUUCCGCUCCGCACAGCCUUACUGCCCCCUCGGCUGCCCGAGCUGUCCCUGAAGGCACUCCUGCCGCAGUACGGGGACAGGCGGUGCGACGAGGGCUGGGGCCCAGUCCCCGCCUGGACCGGCCAUACCACCAGGGGUCAGUAGAGCCCAGAGGGAGGGAGGAGGACCCGACACUGCCCGAGCGCGAUUCUGUCAUUUGAAUAAACGUGAAACCAGGUGGAGGGA